AUGUCUUGUACGGAAGAGUCUGAUGAUCAUUGGAGUUAUGAUGAUCCGUCCAAAUGGCAUGAACAUUUUCCAGCUGCUGCUGGUACUUCCCAAUCGCCUAUCAAUAUUAAAUCUCGCCAAACGGUUGCUCAACAAUAUCCACCAUUUUUAUUCUCUUCAGAUCAUAACAGUGAAAUUGCCUUUACAUUGAUAAACAAUGGACAUCAGGUUACUGUAACAUUAUCAAAAGAUUCUGGAAAUGAAAAUCAAACGAAUUUAUCAUUUACUGGUGGUGAUUUAAUUGGAAAAUUUAAUUUCGUCAAUUUUCAUUUACAUUGGGGUAGAAAAGACAGACAUGGAUCGGAACAUGAAAUUGAUGGACAUACAUUUCCGGCUGAAGCACAUUUUGUCUAUAAGAAUUUUGAAACUCAACAAGUUAGCGUAUUUGGAUUCUUUUUUCACGUUGUUCGUUCACAUAACGAGGAGAAUAGUGAAUGGAAGAAAUAUUCACAUAUUGCAAGUCUAUUAACGAAGAUUGGUGAUACAAUGAAUUGUACUUUCAAUUUAAGUCAUAUGAUGCAAAUCGAGAGCAGACGAUUUUUUCGAUAUACAGGCAGCUUGACAACACCACCGUGCAGUGAAGGCAUUAUAUGGACAAUAUUUCUUGAUCCGAUUCCAAUAAUUGAAGAAAGUUUAAAAUUACUUCGUCAUAAUGUCAUGCGAAAAGCCUAUCGACCAGUUCAACCAAUAAAUCAUCGAAUUAUUUACAAAAACUAUGAUCAUUGA
This is a messenger RNA of Rotaria sp. Silwood1, 765 nucleotides long. Lineage: Eukaryota; Metazoa; Rotifera; Eurotatoria; Philodinida; Philodinidae. The record is from the annotation of a GenBank genome assembly.